Onychostruthus taczanowskii (white-rumped snowfinch) is the source of this 2948-nucleotide messenger RNA. RefSeq names its product cadherin 19 (gene CDH19). Gene Ontology annotation, biological process: homophilic cell-cell adhesion; cell morphogenesis; calcium-dependent cell-cell adhesion. Gene Ontology annotation, cellular component: adherens junction; plasma membrane; catenin complex. The transcript has 12 exons. The record is from RefSeq and is a predicted model, not a curated record. Gene Ontology annotation, molecular function: cadherin binding; calcium ion binding. The coding region runs from base 161 to 2515 and encodes 784 amino acids. Lineage: Eukaryota; Metazoa; Chordata; Aves; Passeriformes; Passeridae.
GCUGUUACUCCUAGAGCUUUCUGAGGAUUUGGGAAGUAAAACAGGACUGCUUACUCCUCUGCAUCCCAUGUUUCAUGAAACUUUUGCAAUAUCCAUUCUUUAUUAUUCUAGAAGGCCCUGAAAUUACACAGAUUAAGACUGAUUGAAAGAACGGUUCAGCAUGAAUUCCUCUGUAUUGCUGCAUCUCAUGGUGAUGCUGGUUCAACUUUGGCCUUGUUCUCCCAGCACACAGAACUCCAGCGCUCAAAACACAGUUAAGUCUUUCACACCAGCUCGAAGAGUGAAACGUGGCUGGCUGUGGGAACCUCUUUUUGCAACUGAGGAACAGAUUUCACCAGAACCUGUGUAUAUUGGACAGCUGAAAUCAGAUUUAGACAAGGAGAAUGGCAGCUUAAAAUAUAUUUUGACUGGGGAGGGAGCUGGAAGCUUUUUUUUUAUUGAUGAAUAUAGCGGCAAAAUUUAUGUAAGACAAAAGCUGGAUCGAGAAAAGAAAUCUUUCUACACUCUAAGAGCACAAGCAAUUAACAGGAGCACUCACCUUCCUGUUGAACCUGAAUCAGAAUUUAUCAUCAAGGUUCGAGAUGUCAAUGACAAUGAACCGCAGUUCUUGGAUGGACCUUAUGUGGCCACUGUUCCAGAGAUGUCGCCUGAAGGUACUUCGGUUACACAGGUAACAGCUACAGAUGCUGAUGAUCCUUCUUAUGGGAAUAGUGCUCGUCUGAUUUACAGUCUUGUUGAGGGACAGCCUUAUUUCUCCGUGGAGCCAAAGACAGGAGUCAUUAGAAUGGCUUCCCAAAUGGAUAGAGAAACAAAAGAUCAGUAUUUGGUCAUCAUUCAAGCCAAAGAUAUGGUUGGGCAACCAGGAGCAUUUUCUGCAACAGCCACUGUUACCAUCAAUCUCUCUGACAUCAAUGACAAUCCACCUGAAUUCCAACAGCGGCUCUACUACAUGAGUGUCUCUGAAGAGGCUCCCGUGGGCACCACUGUAGGCAAAGUCUUUGCAGAAGACAGAGACAUUGGAGACAACGCAGCCAUGGACUAUUUCAUUGAAGCAGAUAGCUCAGAUGUUUUUAACAUCAUUACUAACAAUGAGACUCAAGAAGGAAUUAUCUUACUAAAAAAGAGAGUGGAUUAUGAGAGCAAAAGGAGACACAGCAUUCAAGUAAAAGCUGUAAACAGAUACAUUGAUGAGCGUUUUUUGAAAGAAGGACCAUUUGAAGACACAACCAUUGUCAAAAUCAAUGUGGAAGAUGCUGAUGAACCUCCAGUUUUCACCUUGGAGAACUAUGUGAUGGAGAUUGUUGAAGGAGCUAUGAGGGGUGCACUGGUGGGGGUCGUAACUGCCAGAGAUCCAGACAAUGAUGGGAGUCCAGUCAGGUACUCUAUUGUCCACAGCAGUCAUUUAAAGAGACUGUUCAGCAUCAAUGAACACAAUGGAGCAAUCAUUACCACUGAACCUCUGGACCGAGAGAUAGCUUCUUGGCACAACAUAACUGUUACAGCCACAGAAACAAGAAAUCCUGAAAAAAUUUCAGAAGCAAAUGUGUAUGUCCAAGUCCUUGAUGUUAAUGAUAAUGCACCAGAAUUCCCUAAAAAUUAUGAAACAUUUGUUUGUGAAAAUGCAGUUUCUGGACAGCUAAUUCAAAGUGUCAGUGCAGUGGAUCAAGAUGACUCAGCAGAAGGUCACCAUUUUUAUUUCUCAUUGGCUCAGGAGGAUGGAAACAGCUCACAUUUUACUCUCAAAGACAAUCAAGUAAUUUAUCUUCUAGAUAACACAGCUGGAAUUUUCACUGGAAAAAGUGGCUUCAGCAGGCAAGAGCAGUUUUUUUUCUACUUGCCAAUCUUAAUUCAGGAUAAUGGAACCCCACCGCUGACGAGCACAAAUACUCUCACUGUCACUGUCUGCGACUGUGACACUGAAGUUAACACCCUCUACUGCCGAUACGGAGCUUUCAUGUAUUCCUUGGGUCUCAGCACAGAGGCUUUGGUUGCUGUUUUGGCUUGCAUAUUAAUAUUCCUAGUGUUCUUUUUGGCAAUUGUAGCCAUAAGGCAGCAGCAGCAGAAGAAGCCUCCCUUUUCAGAGAAGAUGGAAGAAUUCAGAGAGAACAUUGUCAGUUAUAAUGAUGAAGGGGGCGGUGAGGAGGACACAGAAGCCUUUGAUAUUUCAGCGCUGAGGACGCGCACUGUCAUGAGAACGCACAAACCUCGGAAGAAGGUGGCCUCCGAAAUCCAGAGCCUCUACAGACAGUCUCUGCAGGUUGGCCCAGACAGUGCAAUCUUCAGGCAAUUCAUUUCAGAAAAGCUCGAAGAAGCAAAUACAGAUCCUAGCGUUCCUCCCUAUGACUCACUUCAGACCUAUGCGUUUGAGGGGACUGGCUCCUUGGCAGGAUCCCUCAGCUCAUUGGGUUCAAACACUUCAGACAUGGAUCAGAGCUAUGACUACCUUGUGGACUGGGGACCUCACUUUAAGCAGCUUGCAGGCAUGUAUGCUUCACAAAGAACUGUGGGGGAUUAGGCACUUUUUGAAUUGUUCUUUUGUUUUCCUAAGUCUCAGCAACCAAACACAACUGUGGAUUUUUAAAAAGGAAGUCAUCCAGCAUUAAACAGGAGAAAUAAGAGCCCAAAGGUUUUAAUAUGGAAAGUUUUGGAUGUGGAAACCUCUUGAAAGGAAAAAACACACCAGAGGUGUUACCACAUGAAGGGAUGGACGUUAUAGUUUGAAAACCUUGUGGUAAUUUAAGUGCUUAAAUGCAAACCUUGCUGCUUUGGAUAUCUAGAUCCUCUUCUGGAUACUGAAAAUCUGGAUCUUGCUAGUAUAAAAGGAGGAGUAGAAGCCAUAAAUGGAUGUUGUAAAAAUUCUGUCAUCCAUAAGCUUUAAACAAUUUCCAAAGCUGACAGACUUAUGCUGUUGUGGUUGAAUAUAUACAUUAACCAAAGUUAAACAUGCA